GCUGUAUCAUUCCUUCCUAGUGCCCCCAGAAUUUCCCCAAAAAUCAGAAAUCGAAGAGAGAGAGCCAAACAAACCCUCGCAGAGAAAAAUGGCCGACAACAAACAACUCCUGCCGCCGCAGCACGACCUCAACGCCAAAUACGACGCCUGUGUCGACCUCACCGUCCGCCGCUUCGUCUACUCCACCCUCGGCGGUGCCCUCGCCGGUCUUCUUCUCUUCCGGAGUCCUGUGACUCGUUGGGCUUCUGUAGCCUUUGGUGCUGGACUGGGCAUUGGUUCUGCAUACACAGAUUGUUCUCGUUUAUUUGAGGGAUCUCCUGCUGCUGCAAAGGUGGCUUCUCCUAAGGUUGUUGAGACUCCUGCUUCUCAGGAUGGACAGGAUUGAGGUUAUGCUGGUGGAGCUAACGCACUUUUGGGAUUCAAACUAGUGUUCCUUUUAAGAUUGUUGGUCGUUUCUAUGUCUGCAAUGGCUUUGAACAUGUACUUUUGUUGUUGGACAAGGAUUCAACCUGAUCUACUUGUGACUUAAUAUAUAAAUUAUCACCUUUUUCUCUGGUAACCCUGUCAUUAACUUGGCUUGGAGUUGGAAGAGAAGGAAAACAAAUAAUUUCUUUUUUUUAAGGGAAUAAUUUCUUUUUUGUGGCC
Argentina anserina (silverweed cinquefoil) is the source of this 645-nucleotide messenger RNA. RefSeq lists its product as uncharacterized. The record is from RefSeq and is a predicted model, not a curated record. Gene Ontology annotation, cellular component: MICOS complex; mitochondrion; mitochondrial inner membrane. Bases 89 to 385 code for a protein of 98 amino acids. Lineage: Eukaryota; Viridiplantae; Streptophyta; Magnoliopsida; Rosales; Rosaceae. The transcript is spliced from 3 exons.